ACCCUUACCAAACACUGAUCUCCACACCAUUAAAUACCCACCAACAUCUAUUCUGAAUUAGACAACACAGUAGUACACCUUAUACCACUGUGACAACUAGUACAAAACAGAGGUCGUUUUGGUCUUUCCCCACUCCCAUAUCAAAAUCCUCACCUUGACCCAAAGAGAGGGAAAGAACAUGAAACCCCAUGUGUCAUGUGAGCUGAGAUAUUAAGCAGCGCAAUGUUAGGGACUCAUUCACAAGCAAAAACAAAGCCUCUUCUUCACCUUCUUCAAUCCUCACACACAGAAAGACAAAGUCUUUACCUUUCUUGCGCUUAAGAAUUUGAGACAGGGUAAAAGACCCAGAAACCCGUUAAUUGGUUUUGUCAGAGGAGAAAACCAAAAACACUAAAUGCCUUGAGACAGAUAAACUCUGUCUCUACAGAUAGCCCCCACAUUUUCAGUGAAGAAGACGAAGAAGACGAAGAAGAAUGGCCUCUGCUUCUUUAAUGGGUCUUUUCAGCUCAACUUUCUAAAGGAAAUUGCCCAGUUCAUUCUGAAAUGAAGAGGAGUCUGUGAAUUUGAGCUUCUGAGUAAAGAUUUUGUCUUGGGAUUUUGUCCAACUAGAGCAAAUGGAGCGUUUUUACUUGUUGUUUUCAGUGAUUGUGUCAUGGGUUUUGUUUCUCCCGAGUACUCAUGAGUUGCAAACCUCUCAGAGCCAAGUGUUGUUGCAGCUGAGGAAACAUUUAGAGUUCCCUUCCUCAUUAGGAGUUUUGGAGAAUUACACUGGAGACCUUUGUAACAUAUCUUCCUCUGCACAGAUGAGCAUUUCAUGCCAAGACAAUUCAGUCACUGGGCUCAAAAUUAUGGGAGAUAAGCUUUCUAAUGUCACUAAAUUUAGUGGAUUUGCAAUUCCCAAUAAGACACUUUCUGAGAAGUUCUCCAUUGAUUCUUUUGUGACCACAUUGUCAAGGUUGCCUAGCUUGAGGGUUCUUAGCUUAGUGUCUCUGGGGAUUUGGGGACCUUUGCCUGAUAAGAUUCAUAGGUUAUCUUCACUUGAAGUCUUAGACCUGAGCUCAAAUUUCAUAUAUGGUUCAAUUCCCCCAAAGAUAUCCAGAAUGGUGAAACUUCAUACUCUAAGCCUAGAGGCCAAUUAUUUCAAUGAGACUGUUCCUGAUUGGUUGGACUCCUUAUCAAACCUCACCAUUUUGUGCUUGAAGAACAACAGGCUCAAAGGUGAGUUUCCUUCUUCACUAUGCAGAAUUAAGACCCUCACUAUCAUUGCCCUGUCUCACAAUGAGCUUUCUGGCAAGUUGCCUGACACGAGUACUUUAACCAGCCUGCAUGUAUUGGAUUUGAGAGAGAACCAGUUGGAUUCUGAACUGCCACUGAUGCCAAAUGGAUUGGUUACAAUACUUCUAAGCAAGAACUCAUUCUCAGGAAAGAUUCCGGUGCAAUUUGGUGAUUUGAGUCAGCUUCAGCACCUUGAUCUAUCAUUCAAUUAUCUCAGUGGUGCACCUCCCUCUAAUGUGUUCUCUUUGCCAAGCAUGAAUUAUCUGAAUUUAGCAUCCAAUAUGCUGAGUGGUGCAUUUCCUAACGGUCUAAAAUGUGGUGGUAAACUUGGAUUUGUUGAUAUUUCUAAUAACAAGUUAGCAGGGAAUCUUCCUUCUUGCCUGGGUAGUACCUCAGACGAGAGAGUUGUUAAACUCAGCGGAAAUUGUUUGGCAAAUGCUUCCCAACACCAGCAUGACCUUUUAUAUUGUACAAAGGCUCUUGCAAGAAGAAAACAAUCUAGUGUUAGAGAGAUUGUGGUGCUAGUUGCUAUUGUCGUUGGAGCUCUUCUUGUUUUGGUACUUUUUGUACUUACGGUCCUUUACUCGUGUAAAAGACACCGUUUAAGGAAGUCUGAGAAAAACAUAUUUGCAAAAGCUGUGCCAGAUAAUUCACCAAAUGAUGUUUGCUCGGAGCUCGUUUCAAAUGCCAGAUAUAUAUCUCAAGCAGCAAAAUUAGAAUCACAUGGUGCCCCAGUGUGUCGAGUAUUUUCACUUGAAGAGUUGAAGGAAGCAACAAAGGAGUUUGAUUUCUCAAUGUGUUUGGGUGAAGGCUCUAUGGGAAAGCUUUACAAAGGAAAGUUGGAAAACGGGUGUGCAGUUGCAAUCAGAUCUCUGCCUAUAUCAAAGAAAUGUUCUACCCAAAACCUUAAAGCUCAGCUGGAUUCACUCUCAAAGCUUCACCAUCCUCACUUGGUAGUGCUGUUAGGUCAUUGCAUCGACAGUUGCGGACAAUAUGAUUCUGGUGGCCGCAGACUUUUCCUUGUGUAUGAAUACAUCUCUUGUGGGAAUUACCGUACCUAUCUUUCAGAAAACUAUCCAGAGAAGCUUCUCAAGUGGUCCGAUAGAUUGGCAAUUCUGAUAGGAGUUGCAAAAGCUGUCCAUUUUCUACACACUGGGGUAAUUCCAGGUUCUUUCAACAAUCAACUGAAAACAAACAACAUAUUGCUAGACGAGCAUAGGAUUCCAAAGCUGAGUGACUAUGGGAUGUCCAUCAUCACAGAAGAAAUUGAAAAACUUGAGGCAAAGGGAGAAGGCCCAAAAUCCUGGCGUAAAAAAGAUCUGGAGGGUGAUGUUUACAACUUUGGAAUUAUACUACUUGAAUCACUUGUCGGACCUAUAGUAAGUGGGAAAGGGGAAACCUUUCUGCUGAAUGAAAUGACAUCAUUUGGCAGCCAAGAUGGUCGAAGAAGAAUCGUCGAUCCAAUUGUGCUGACGACAUGCUCACAAGAGUCAUUAUCCAUUGUGGUAUCAAUCACAAAGAAAUGCAUAUCUCCAGAAGUAUCGUCACGCCCCUCUUUCGAAGAUGUGCUUUGGAACUUGCAGUAUGCAGCUCAAGUCCAGGCCACUGCUGAUGCUGAUCAGAAAUCAGAUGCUACAACCUGAUAUACUCCUCCACUUCUUCUGUCUUGCUUGUAAGGGAAGGCCUGUAAAAAAGCAAGUGGACUGCUUGGUGAAGGCUUGUAAAUGCAUGCUAGUUACUGAGGAAUGAUAAUUGUACAUUAACUGUAAUUGGAUAAUUUGUUCUGAGAAAUUAUAGAAGAAAAUUUGU
Messenger RNA from Argentina anserina (silverweed cinquefoil), 3084 nucleotides. Its product is annotated as probable inactive leucine-rich repeat receptor-like protein kinase At3g03770. Gene Ontology annotation, molecular function: protein kinase activity; ATP binding; protein binding. Gene Ontology annotation, biological process: protein phosphorylation. The record is from RefSeq and is a predicted model, not a curated record. NCBI's taxonomy places the organism in Eukaryota, Viridiplantae, Streptophyta, Magnoliopsida, Rosales, Rosaceae. The transcript is spliced from 8 exons. The coding region runs from base 615 to 2918 and encodes 767 amino acids.